AUGGCACGCCCUCUGAGCCUUCAUUCAACAUAAAUAGCAGUCAAAGCGUUUGGAGGAAAUGCUGCUUUCCCAUCUCUCACCCAAACCGUCACUCUCACCGCUCUCUUCCUUCCUCUCCUCUCUCGCCCUCCGCCGCCCUCCCAAAUCCCCUUUCCGUCCCUCCCAUUUCCCAAAAUCCACGCCUCGCCCUCGCUCUCGCCCUCGCCCCUCCGUUCCACCCUCCCUCGCAUGCCACGUCAGCGCCGGUGACGGUGUUCGUGGCUUUGUUUCCAUGGACUCGGACCUCGCCGUGUCCGUCGACUCCGUGGCGCACGAUUUGAAGAACCAGAGCCUCGGGGGCGACGACAGGAAGACGCUCGGAUUGAGGCUUGAGGAUCUGAAUUGGGACCACUCCUUCGUCCGAGCGUUGCCCGGUGAUCCGAGAACCGAUACUAUACCACGAGAGGUAUUGCAUGCUUGUUAUACGAGAGUGUCGCCGUCGGCCGAAGUGGAGAAUCCUCAGCUUGUUGCGUGGUCGGAAUCGGUGGCUGAGUUGCUUGAUUUGGAUUCUCAAGAAUUUAAAAGGCCUGAUUUCUCUCUUUUGUUUUCUGGGGCAUCGCCUUUGGUGGGAUCCUUGCCAUAUGCUCAGUGCUAUGGAGGACACCAGUUUGGGAUGUGGGCUGGACAAUUGGGCGAUGGUCGGGCAAUAACGCUUGGAGAGAUAAUUAAUUCAAAGUCUGAAAGGUGGGAACUGCAGCUUAAAGGUGCUGGGAAGACUCCUUAUAGCCGUUUUGCAGAUGGACUUGCAGUGCUCCGAAGUAGCGUCAGGGAGUUCCUUUGCAGUGAAGCUAUGCAUAGUCUAGGAAUUCCAACAACUCGUGCUCUUUGUCUUGUCACAACCGGAAAAACUGUGACUCGAGAUAUGUUCUACGAUGGCAACCCAAAGGAAGAGCCUGGGGCAAUUGUCUGUAGAGUUGCACAAUCCUUCCUGCGCUUUGGAUCAUACCAACUACAUGCCUCUAGAGGGAAAGAGGACCUUGACAUCGUUCGUGCUUUGGCAGACUAUGCCAUUAGGCGCCACUUUCCUCAUAUAGAGAACAUGAGUAGAAGUGAGGGUUUAUCUUUCAGCACAGGCGACGAAGAUCAUUCAGUUGUGGAUCUUACUUCCAACAAGUAUGCAGCUUGGACAGUUGAGGUUGCUGAGCGCACUGCUACUCUGAUUGCAAGCUGGCAGGGGGUUGGUUUUACUCACGGUGUGCUCAAUACUGACAAUAUGAGCAUUUUGGGUCUCACAAUUGAUUAUGGUCCUUUUGGAUUUCUCGAUGCUUUUGAUCCAAGUUACACACCGAAUACAACGGAUCUUCCUGGGAGAAGAUACUGUUUUGCAAAUCAGCCUGAUGUUGGCUUAUGGAAUAUUGCACAGUUUGCCUCAACCCUACAAGCUGCUGAAUUGAUAAACGAUAAAGAGGCAAACUAUGCCAUGGAAAGAUAUGGCACCAAAUUUAUGGACGAGUAUCAAGCUAUAAUGACUAAGAAACUUGGCCUCCCAAAGUACAAUAAGCAGAUGAUAAGUAAACUUCUAAAUAAUCUGGCUGUUGACAAAGUAGACUACACAAAUUUCUUUCGCUUGCUUUCAAAUAUCAAAGCUGAUCCCAACAUUCCUGAAGAAGAGUUGUUGGUUCCGCUAAAGGCUGUUUUGUUAGAUAUUGGCAAGGAGCGGAAGGAGGCAUGGAUCAGCUGGGUGAAAUCUUACAUAGAGGAGCUGGCUGCUAGUGGCAUCCCAGAUGAGGAAAGGAAGGCCUCGAUGAAUGCAGUUAACCCUAAAUAUGUACUCAGGAACUACCUAUGCCAGAGUGCCAUUGAUGCCGCCGAGACUGGCGAUUUUGGAGAAGUCCGAAGGGUGCUUAAAUUAAUGGAACGGCCGUAUGAUGAGCAACCGGGAAUGGAAAAAUAUGCUCGCUUACCCCCUGCUUGGGCUUAUAGGCCUGGUGUUUGCAUGCUUUCUUGUUCUUCAUGAGUUGCUUAUUUGCUCAUAAUAUUAUACUAAUACUAAAAGGAGUGUAACCCGUUUAUUUUUUCCCCUUUUUUUUGCUCUAGAUGACUCAUUGUAUAUAAUAGUUAAAUUCAGUUUUUUUCCUCUACAAUAAGUUGAGGAAGUUGUAUACCCUUGUUUUUUAAUGCAGCUGCAACAAUUUUAUCCCCGUAGGGGACA
This is a messenger RNA of Alnus glutinosa, 2191 nucleotides long. RefSeq lists its product as uncharacterized. The record is from RefSeq and is a predicted model, not a curated record. Bases 59 to 1996 code for a protein of 645 amino acids. The transcript has 8 exons. Lineage: Eukaryota; Viridiplantae; Streptophyta; Magnoliopsida; Fagales; Betulaceae.